CAAUUCGUGUUCCUGGGUUUCUCAUUGACCUUGAGUUUAAAUCACUAUAGAACCGACUCUCAAGCUUCACAAGCACGCUUGUAUUUCCAAAUGAAAGAUUCACAGAGUCGACUCUCUCAAAAAUAGUCGACUCCCAGCUUCGUUUACAGGCAAUAACACCAAGCAUACAGGCUCAUCUGUCAUAUGCAGCAUGAUAAUGCUCCUGAGCUUCUGGUGACUCAGUGGGCGCCAUGCAGAGACGCCACAGUAGUAACACAGAUGGCAUGCCACCUGAAAGGAACAGGAGUCAAACCCUCGGAUCUGAGAGCAGCCUGGACGAAGGAGGCGUGUUCGACUGUUUAAAACCCGAGUCUCCUUCCUCGCCCCAGCAACUCUUCUCAGGCCUGGUGGGCGUGUCUGCCGGUGCCGUGACCUCGGCUCCUUUCCAAGCUGCCGGACUCGUCCUGGGGUCUCCGCCUGAGGUCUUUAUCCAGAUGACGACAUCGUCACGUGAGGAAGGCUCUCACCGGGCAGAGAAUGCACCGUUUCUUCCUCGGCCCUCCCAGCACCACCAUCACCACCACCAUCAUCAUCAUUUCCACCAGUCGGGGCAGCACCGGUCCGCCCUGCUUCAUUCGGCGUCCUCGGCUGAGAGGCGGAGCAGCAGGGACGACGGAGGAGAUGAAGCGUCUGCUCCAGCUCCUGCUCUGUCUGAGCUGAAAGCUGUGGUCACGUGGCUGCAGAGAGGAUUCCCCUUCAUCCUCAUCCUCCUCAUUAAAGUCUGCUUCCAGCACAAGCUUGGUAUUGCCGUGUGCAUUGGCAUGGCCAGCACCUUCGCCUUUGCUAACUCCACUCUGAAGCACCAGGUGUCUCUGCGGGAGGAGAGGUCCAUCUUCGUCGCUCUUUGGAUUCUGGUGUUCCUAGCAGGCAACAUAGUGUAUGUGUAUUACACGUUCAGUGCUGAGGAGCUGCACAACAGUCUGAUAUUCGCCAAGCCGAACAUCAACAGUUAUGAUUUCUUCAACCUGAUCUGGGUGGUCGGGAUCACCGACUUUGUGCUCAAGUACUUCACCAUCGCCGUCAAGUGCCUCGUUCUCUUCCUACCCAAAAUCCUCCUGGCUUUCAAAUCCAGAGGAAAGCUCUAUCUGCUUAUCGAAGAGUUCAGUCAGCUCUUUCGCGCUCUGGUGCCCAUCCAGAUGUGGUACAAAUACAUCAUGGGUGAGGAUCCAUCCAGCAGCUACUUCCUGGGUGCAGCGUUGAUCAUCAUCUACAGCCUGUGUAAGUCGUUUGACCUCUGCGGAAGAAUAUCAGGAAUUCGAAAAGCCUUCGUCGUGCUCUGUAGCUCACAGAGUUACGGUAUGAGGGCCAGCACGCAGCAGUGCACUGAGGCAGGAGAUGUGUGCGCAAUCUGCCAGGCUGAAUUCAGAGAGCCAGUCGCUCUGCUCUGUCAGCAUGUGUUUUGUGAAGACUGCCUGUGCCUGUGGUUCGAUCGGGAACGGACGUGUCCACUGUGCCGUGCGGUCGUCGUGGAAACGCCACGCAGCUGGAAGGAUGGCACAACAUCUGCGCACUUUCAGAUCUACUGAUCAGACGUGACGUUAAAUUCCCAGUAAAGCACUGAUGGGGUGUGGGGAGGGCGGUG
Messenger RNA from Hemibagrus wyckioides, 1621 nucleotides. It is a transcript of the gene rnft2, whose product is annotated as ring finger protein, transmembrane 2. The record is from RefSeq and is a predicted model, not a curated record. Gene Ontology annotation, biological process: positive regulation of ERAD pathway. The coding region runs from base 231 to 1565 and encodes 444 amino acids. The transcript is spliced from 11 exons. Lineage: Eukaryota; Metazoa; Chordata; Actinopteri; Siluriformes; Bagridae. Gene Ontology annotation, molecular function: ubiquitin protein ligase activity.